AAACCCUUUGCCUCGCGACCACCAACCACCAUGUCUACCAAUAUCACUGCUCUCGAAUCUCUCUUUCGCCGCAUUCUGCGUGUCACAGUCACCGAUGGCCGCGUCUUCAUUGGAUCUUUUGCUGGCACGGACAAACCGCUAAAUAUUCUCCUUGUCAACACCGAAGAGUUUCGUAUCGGUGUCGACGAAAAUCCAGACGGACGAUUUGUUGGCCAGAUCAUGAUCUCAUGGCAUCUUGUUGUUAAAGUGGAGGUGUAUCGAGAAGAUGCGAGUCAUUUGGAGACGACGGAAUAUAACGAUGAGGACAGGUACACUUGAAAGUAUAUACAAACCACGACAAUAAUCAUCGUAUUCUGACAG
Guyanagaster necrorhizus is the source of this 360-nucleotide messenger RNA. RefSeq lists its product as uncharacterized. The record is from RefSeq and is a predicted model, not a curated record. Gene Ontology annotation, cellular component: NatC complex. The transcript has 2 exons. Bases 31 to 318 code for a protein of 95 amino acids. Lineage: Eukaryota; Fungi; Basidiomycota; Agaricomycetes; Agaricales; Physalacriaceae.